CGUUCAUUUUAACAAGCUCUUUGUCGGCCUUGUGCAAGUUGUGAUUUUCUUCUGUUCGCGUUUUUUGCGCUUAGUAUUGUGACCCAACCGGCAAAGAAGCCACCGAAGUGGGCCAUUGCAGAGCGCUGUAAGCGGAGCGCACGGCGUUAUCCAUGGGUUCCUGGAGGUCACGUGGGAAUCGCCACGCCCAUGACGUCGCUUCCUGCGUGACGUACGAGAAGUUAGGCUUAUCGCUCAGCUGUGCGGAGAGGGGGCCGUGCGCCUCGAAAGUUUUUCUCGGCUGCCGUUCCCGACUGCGAGUGCAAAUGAAGAGAUCCGGCCGUAGGAGAAAGAUGUCGGCGAAUCUGCCCGGCGAGUUUGCCAAGUUCGCCAAGAACAGCAAGUACCUGCGUCGGAUAUGGAGAGACACCAAGGCGUCGCUCGACGACAUCGCCAAGUGCGGCUAUUUCAGCGAAGACCAACUAGCCCAGCUGCGCCUGAACGAGACCGACGACCAAUUCAUUGGUCGCACGGUAAUGCAGCCCGUCGCCUUAGUGGUUCUCGGUCACAGCUGCUGGGCCAAGGCGCGGGUGGUCAACGAACUGUUUGGCCAGUCUGUCCUGCCGGUCACCUCACCGGUUGGGGAUGAGAGCCAGCUCACCUGGAGGAUGGUUCGUUUCUCGGCGGGUAACCAGACGGAAAUUAGCCUGGCCUUGCCCAAUAGUCUAGAGCUGGUGGAGCACUUGGCUGCCUACGACCAGCCUUGGAGGACAAUUCCACGGGCCGACCUCGAGGUUGAGGGCGAGGCGCGCAAGGAUCCGGCCCUUAGCGCUGCUGCCUUGGAGAUACGCAUGAAGCACCCGCUGCUUCGGGACGAGGUGCAGGUUGUGGCCACGCCGUGCAAUGACACCCUUUCCUUCGAACAGACUUAUCGCCGGGCCACCGAAGGCUGCACUCCGCUGCUGUUGUACGCCUUUGCGGAGGAAGCUUUCACGGAGAAGGAACUGGCCGACUUGUAUGAGCUGAAGAGAAUCGCUCCAAAAACACCAGUGCUCUUUAUUCGGGCCAACCUGCCAGCCACCUCGGAGCUGACAGAAUCUGAGCAGCAUGCUCGCAGUCUGCGCAAUGCCAGGCUUGCGGAGCAGGUCCAGCUGUGCACUGCCUACGUCGACGGCGAGAACAGCGGCAGUGAGGACAAGCAGGCGUUGGAGAGCCCCAUGCAGACUGAGGAGGAUGCACCCAAGUCUGUGAUCACCUUGCCCGUUACAGCACAGCAGCAGCUCUGCAGCAUGGGCUUCAUCUCCAAGCACUUUCCGGAGAAACAGCGGCACCACGACCGGAGGAGGCCCAAUGUUCGAUGCUCCAAUGGAUGUUCGCCCAGCUCCGAGCUCAUCGAGAACUUCGACGACUUUGCGUGCAACGUCUGCAUCUUCGUACGGACUGCUCUUCAGUCGCUGCUGGUCAGCGCUGCAUCACUACUGAACACUACUCACUUGCACUGCCUGCGGACGUUUAUCCUGACGGCAUUUGACAUGACGAGAGACAUGAUGAUCACACCCAAGCGGCUGGCGUACGCACGCAAGCAGGAGACGGGUCUCUACCACGCACUCAUGGAGGUAGCAAGCCACAAGCAGGAAGAGAUUCGGCAGCUUAUUGUGGGUGCCAUCGAGAACCUUCGCGGGGAGGUGCUACAAAAGGCAGCCGACUACCAGUUUGAAGGCGUAAUAGUGGACGAAGGUGAGCAGGCUGCCCCACCGACGGCCAGUGUUCUUCAAAUCUGCACCUCCCAGAUUCAGGACCUUGUGCUAGGAAUGCUCAAUGCUGCCGUUGCCGAAAAGCUUGUUGGCUCUAUGAACUGCCUCCGUGAGAGCUUUGUAGGCACUCUGGAGAGGUGCCUCGCAAGUCUGGAAGGCGUCUGCAAGGAAGACGACUGUAUGCAGGCCAGCAAUGCUCUCAAGCAAAUUCUCAAUGCGGCGUAUCAGGUAGAAGUGACCGUGAAGACCAGCUCUUCCUUACUCUGGGUUCUCUGGGAGAAAAUGAAGCAGCUCGUGCAGACUCUGCCAGGGCGUGCUCCUCCGCGGAUCGACGCAGAGUGGCGCCAGAGGGUGGCCGCAGACAUGCUUGAGUCUCUUAGUGAAUGGAGACUGGCCCGUUGCAUCUGCUCGCAGUUCCGUGAGCGGCUGCGGUCCUCACACGAACAGUUUCAAGCUGCAAUGCGUCAAUUGGAGGCUGUCCACUCGGGCCGUCUGGAGCGCACCGAAACGCAAAGGAUCAAGGUACGAAAGCUGCACGCACCACGCCUUGCCCGCUGUGCCCUGGAAAGCACUUCUUUGCGAGACGAAAUUCUUUACGGGAUGCCCCAGCUGGGACGCGAGCUGGGUCGCGGCCAAUACGGCGUGGUGUACUCAAGCGAACCCUGGGGUGGCCGGUCUCCCUGCGCUGUCAAGUCGGUGGUUCCCCCCGAUGACAAGCACUGGAACGACCUGGCGAUGGAGUUUUUCUACACCCGCAGCGUGCCCGAUCACGACCGCAUUGUCCAGAUUCGGGGGUCUGUCAUCGACCAUAACUACGCCGGUGGGACCACGCCAGCCGUGCUGCUCGUCAUGGACCGCAUGCAGAAGGACCUCUACACGGCCUUGCGUGCAGGGCUCAGCUGGCCUGCAAGGCUAAGGGUUGCACUGGAUGUCGUUCAAGGCAUCCGCUUUCUUCACAGCCAAGGCCUCGUCCACAGAGACAUCAAGCUCAAAAACGUUCUGCUGGACAGGGCAGACAGAGCAAAGCUGACCGACCUGGGUUUCUGCAAGCCAGAGGCAAUGAUGUCCGGCAGCAUUGUAGGUACCCCCAUCCACAUGGCGCCUGAGCUGUUCACGGGUCGCUACGACAACAGCGUUGACACAUACGCUUUUGGCAUCCUCUUCUGGUACAUCUGCGCGGGGCACGUAAAACUGCCCUACGUUUUCGAACAAUGCCAGACCAAGGAUCAGCUGUGGUCCUGCGUCAGAAAAGGUGCUCGACCUGAGCGGCUGCCUCAGUUUACAGACGAUUGCUGGCGGCUAAUGGAGCAAUGCUGGGCGAGCGACCCCCAACGGCGGCCGCUUCUUGGAGACGUGGAGCUCGUGCUCGAAGCCAUCUCGCAGCAGCAGCAGGAAGCUGCGCACACCCAUGAGAGCCAGCAGCUCUCGGAGAGCAUCUGUUCAAGCCAGCAGCAGCAGACAGGCGGCUAUGGCUACACCCCCUGCCGGCCGAUUGUGCCCACCAAGGACAAGUGGAAAUGCAAAAAGAAUGUGGCGUUGCCGAGUGCAACAGGCAUGCAGCGCCUUAUGGCUUGUGCAGCCGACAUUAUUGAGCAUUGUCGAAACUCUCGAAGCUUGUUUGUUGCGUCCUAAUAAUUAAAGGUAAAAUAAUAAAAACCAAUGUUGAUCACUUGCAUGUGCUUGCCAGCUUGCCAAAUUGUGCACUCGGGAGUGGUCUCGGCCAAUGUUUCUCGCUUAUCCGUGUUCUUGUGUGGUGCGCCUCGUCUUUACAGAGGCACGCGGACUCGCUGGGGUAGCAUGACGCAAGCAACCGUGUGUGCUGCACUUUUGGUGGAAGCUGCUUAUUCUGCCUGCUUGACAUGUGAUGGGAAAUUCUGUUUUACAUAAUCUCGUUGCAUGUAGAUGUGACGGGACGUCUCCUGACUUCCUGUUGCAUGCAUGCUUGACGAAGUUUCAAACUUUUUUCUCCAACUCUGUUCUCUGGGUGGGGAAAGGACUUUUUGUGUAGCAGGAAUUGUUCAGUGAACACACCUUCAGUCAUUGCUUCCCCUAGUGCACACGUUCAUGCUGGCAGCUACGUGUCAUUUUUGCACAAGCAUGCUUGACAGAGUUCGACAGCUGUAACGUUUUCAUUCUCUAAACUGUGAGCUACUGUUCACUAAAUUGGUGAAGCCAAGCAGAUGUUUCUGACGUAUUUACAAAUUCUCGUUGCUUCCUUAAAUCAAUGCCGGCAGCUUUUGUCAGGCGUGACCGCAUUUAGACACCCAGAGCUGCCAGUUUACUCAACUGAAUCUGCACUAGUCGGUUGCGCUGGAGCUUUUAUGGUAGGCUCGAAUUGCAACUCCCAGUGAGGAACUGUCACUUGUGCCAUCUAGAUGUGUUACUCUGGCUUGCACAAGGAAGCUAUCCGGUUUGCAAACAAGCAUGCUGCCACAAGAUACUUGCACAGCUGUUUCUACUAAUAAGGCUACUCGAGAUGGCUACUCUACAAUAGCGUGGUUACUAUAAGUAUGAUGAUUGCACGUUCUUCACUGAACAAGCCUGCUAAAGAGACUGCAUGUUACGCUUGUGACCAGCCCACACAGUGACACGUGCGUACUGCUUGCUGGGUGGGAGAGGCGGUUGAAGUUAUAUGCGGGUGUGCCUAUUUAUUCUUUGCAGACGAGUACCUCCGAGAGGCGUCGAUGCAGUGACCGAAAGUGCGGAGAUGUUUAUUGAAAUAUAUGCCCACCACAUGUGUUACUAGACGAGCCCACGAUGUUUCUUCUGCCCAUCUUUUGUCUUUCCAUUGUAACCUUUUAUUGUAUUUUAUUUCGCUUAAUCUAUUUGCCUGUGCGUUUGGCUAAACUGACAUGAACUUUCCGCGCUCGCGAGCAGACACGCGGAACGCUUCUACCGCCCUCCCCCUCCCCCCAACCAUGACUAAAGCAGGUCUGCAUGAAAGUUCUGCUUUCUUGUACAGAAUAUUCUUUUACAUUUCGUGUACAUAAUGUAAUAAAAAAACUGUUAGUGUAGUUGUGUAUGUAUUUUAUGUUGCUGGUUUUAAGUUCUAAUGUUCAAAUUUGUUAAUAGUACAUGUGGAAAAAUGGAAAGGUGUGUGUGACAUGUACACAAAAUAAAGCAUUUGAACAUGUC
Rhipicephalus microplus (southern cattle tick) is the source of this 4868-nucleotide messenger RNA. RefSeq names its product dual serine/threonine and tyrosine protein kinase. Lineage: Eukaryota; Metazoa; Arthropoda; Arachnida; Ixodida; Ixodidae. The record is from RefSeq and is a predicted model, not a curated record. Gene Ontology annotation, cellular component: cytoplasm. Gene Ontology annotation, biological process: positive regulation of fibroblast growth factor receptor signaling pathway; cellular response to fibroblast growth factor stimulus; negative regulation of apoptotic process. Gene Ontology annotation, molecular function: protein kinase activity; ATP binding.